UUCAUUGGCGAUUUGUAUUUGCUUGUGCAAUUGCGUCUACUUUGUGCGUCAGGCUGCUGGAUGGCUAUCUCUGUCGCUCCCAUCUCUUAGCUUUACUGAUCGUAAUGCGCUUUCUUGGAUUAUAAGUCUCGAAACUUUUUGGGGGAAGAGCUUGGUCUAUGUUGUUCAUUUACUAUGGCCUUCGUCAAAAGUCAGAAGACCAAGGCUUACUUCAAGCGUUAUCAAGUUAAGUACAAGAGAAGAAGAGUGGGGAAAACUGAUUAUCGUGCAAGGAUCAGGCUUAUUAACCAGGACAAGAACAAAUACAACACACCUAAAUACCGAUUUGUUGUUCGAUUUACUAACAAAGAUAUUGCUGCACAAAUAAUAUCUGCAAGCAUUGCUGGUGAUCUGGUUCUUGCAUCUGCAUAUGCUCAUGAACUCCCCCACUAUGGGCUUGAAGCUGGUCUUACUAAUUAUGCUGCAGCCUAUUGCACUGGACUUCUCUUGGCACGACGCGUUCUGAAGAUGCUUGAAAUGGAUGAAGAAUACCAGGGAAAUGUAGAGGCCACUGGAGAGGACUUUUCUGUUGAACCUGGUGAGAGCAGAAGGCCUUUUCGUGCUCUACUUGAUGUUGGCCUUCUGAGGACAACAACAGGCAACCGAGUAUUUGGUGUUCUUAAGGGAGCAUUGGAUGGUGGACUUGAUAUCCCUCAUAGUGACAAGAGGUUUGCAGGUUUUAAGAAGGAUGAGAAACAACUUGAUGCAGAGGUUCACAGGAAAUACAUCUUUGGUGGUCAUGUUGCUUCAUACAUGAAGACAUUAACGGAGGAUGAGCCAGAAAAGUACCAGGCACACUUCAGUGAAUAUAUCAAGAAAGGAAUUGAUCCUGAUGACAUGGAAGAGAUGUACAAGAAAGUUCAUGCUGCCAUUCGUGCAGAUCCAACAGCAGUGAAAUCCACAAAACCAUCACCGAAGGAGCAUAAGCGAUAUAACCUGAAGAAGCUCACUUACGAGGAAAGGAAGGCUAAACUUGUUGAACGAUUGAACGCCCUUAAUGCAUCUGCCGGUGCUGAUUCUGACGAUGAUGAGGAAGAUGACUAGUGAACAUUUUUUUUUUAUAUUGAAGUGCUAUCUUUGUAUCGUAGCUGCGGUCAUCCAUACUCGUCUUGUUGCAUACGACUCUCUGGUGUUGAGCGAAGUUUUGUUGGUUUAAUCCACAUUCCCCCGAACGUACAAUUGACAAUCGGACUCUAAUUUGGUGUAGUAUGUUGUUGUCGGAAAUUGUCAACCUUUAAAACUA
Messenger RNA from Musa acuminata AAA Group (dessert banana), 1282 nucleotides. RefSeq names its product large ribosomal subunit protein uL18. Gene Ontology annotation, biological process: translation; ribosomal large subunit assembly. Gene Ontology annotation, cellular component: cytosolic large ribosomal subunit; ribosome. The transcript has 9 exons. Gene Ontology annotation, molecular function: 5S rRNA binding; structural constituent of ribosome. The record is from RefSeq and is a predicted model, not a curated record. Lineage: Eukaryota; Viridiplantae; Streptophyta; Magnoliopsida; Zingiberales; Musaceae. The coding region runs from base 175 to 1083 and encodes 302 amino acids.